Molecule: messenger RNA, 5534 nt
Organism: Malaclemys terrapin pileata
Lineage: Eukaryota; Metazoa; Chordata; Testudines; Emydidae
Gene: CLSTN1
Product: calsyntenin 1
Exons: 19
Coding region: 266-3199 (977 amino acids)
Biological process (GO): positive regulation of synapse assembly; homophilic cell-cell adhesion; positive regulation of synaptic transmission
Cellular component (GO): cell surface; postsynaptic membrane
Molecular function (GO): X11-like protein binding; amyloid-beta binding; calcium ion binding
Source: RefSeq, a predicted model, not a curated record
GGUUUCUCCCCCGCUCCCCCUCCCCCGCCUGGUAACCGGUGCGGGAGAGAAUGAGCCUAAGCAUCAGCCGCCGCCAUCUUGGUCUUAGCUACCGCUGGCGGAGCGUUGGGCUCUGAGGAAGGGAGCGGAGCUUCCUCAGCGCCCCUGACCCUCCGCCGCGCGGCGCGGGACGCAGCCGGGCCCGCUGGGGGCGCCCCCUCCCCGGUCUCUUAGGGGUCAUUCCCCCCCCUUCCCCCACCCACUCUGAGCGGGGAGAGAGCGAGCGAUGCUGCGCCCCGGGAUGCUCUGCCCGCUCCUAACCCCCGCCUGGCUCCUGACCACUGGGCUGCUUUGCGGCGGGCUCUGGGCUGCUAGAGUUAACAAGCACAAGCCAUGGAUUGAAACGACAUAUCAUGGCAUAGUUACAGAAAAUGACAACACAGUACUCCUGGAUCCCCCCUUGAUAGCCCUGGAUAAAGAUGCACCUCUGCGGUUUGCAGAGAGUUUUGAGGUGACAGUCACCAAAGAAGGUGAGAUUUGUGGAUUUAAAAUUCAUGGGCAAAAUGUCCCCUUUGAUGCUGUGGUAGUGGAUAAAUCCACUGGUGAGGGAAUAAUACGCUCAAAAGAGAAACUUGAUUGUGAACUGCAGAAGGACUACACAUUCACCAUCCAGGCCUAUGAUUGUGGAAAGGGACCAGAUGGAACUAAUGCAAAAAAAUCCCACAAAGCAACAGUACAUAUUCAGGUGAAUGAUGUUAAUGAGUAUGCUCCAGUGUUUAAAGAGAAGUCCUACAAAGCAACAGUUAUUGAGGGGAAGAGAUAUGACAAUAUCCUGAAAGUAGAAGCUGUGGAUGCAGAUUGUUCUCCCCAGUUCAGCCAGAUAUGCACCUAUGAAAUUGUAACUCCAGAUGUUCCCUUUGCUAUUGACAAAGAUGGUUAUAUAAAAAACACAGAAAAGUUAAACUAUGGCAAGGAGCACCAAUAUAAGCUGACUGUGACAGCAUAUGACUGUGGCAAGAAAAGAGCUGCUGAGGAUGUAUUGGUGAAGAUUAGCAUUAAGCCUACAUGCAAGCCUGGCUGGCAAGGCUGGAGCAAAAGAAUAGAAUAUGAGCCUGGGACUGGUUCUCUGGCUCUAUUCCCCAAUAUACAUUUGGAGACCUGUGAUGAACCCAUAACUUCAAUUCAAGCAACAGUGGAACUAGAGACUAAUCAUAUUGGGAAAGGUUGUGACAGAGAUACUUACUCUGAGAAAUCUCUUCACAGACUCUGUGGUGUUUCCUCUGGCACAGCUGAGCUGCUUCCCCCUCCAAGUAGCACUGCUAACUGGACAGUAGGACUUCCUACCGAUAAUGGCCAUGACAGUGACCAAGUCUUUGAAUUUAAUGGCACUCAAGCUGUGAAGAUUCCAGAUGGCAUUGUCACAGUCAAUCUAAAAGAGCCCUUUAUGAUUUCGGUGUGGAUGAGGCAUGGGCCUGGUACCAAGGAGAAGGAGACAAUACUCUGCAAUUCAGACAAGACAGAUAUGAACCGGCACCACUACUCUCUUUAUGUACACAAUUGCCGACUUGUUUUCCUCUUCCGCCAAGAUCCUUCAGAGGGAAAAACUUACAAACCUGCUGAAUUCCACUGGAAAUUGAACCAGGUGUGUGACAAAGAAUGGCAUCAUUAUGUCCUCAAUGUUGAAUUUCCAACAGUGACACUCUAUGUAGAUGGAAUUUCAUAUGAUCCUUUCCCAGUGACUGAGGAUUACCCACUACAUCCUUCCAAGAUAGAAACUCAGCUGGUAGUUGGAGCAUGUUGGCAAGAAUAUACAGGAAAUGAAAAUGACAAUGAAACUGUGCCUGAGACAUCUGCAGGUGGCGAACUCCACAUGGCUCAGUUUUUCCGAGGCAAUCUGGCUGGAUUAAUGAUCCGGUCUGGUAAACUGGAGAACAAGAAGGUGAUAGACUGCCUCUAUACCUGCAAGGAAGGAUUAGAGUUGCAAAUUGCUGAUGGCAUUGGCAAAGGCAUGAAGAUUAAUGUGAAUCCCAGCCAGUCAACGUUGUCCUUGGAAGGGGAUGAUAUUGACAGGUUUGACAAAGCCAUGCAGCACAUUUCCUACCUGAAUUCCCGCCAGUUCCCAACACCUGGAAUCCGGAGGCUCAAAAUCACCAGCAAUGUCAAGUGUUUCAAUGAAGAAGCCUGCAUUGCCAUUCCCUUUGUGGAUGGGUAUAUAAUGGUCUUGCAGCCUGAGGAACCCAAGAUCAGCUUGAGUGGCAUCAAUCAUUUUGCCCGUUCUGCUUCAGAGUUUGAGAGUCCAGAGGGAGUUUCUCUCUUCCCUGAGCUUCGCAUAAUCAGCACCAUCACUCGGGAGGUGGAACCAGAGGGAGAUGGAGAUGAGGAUCCUACCGUCCAAGAAUCUUUGGUAUCGGAGGAGAUCAUGCACAACUUGGAUACAUGUGAGGUCACAGUGCUAGGAGAGGAGCUAAAUCAGGAGCAGGAAAGCCUGGAGGUUGACAUGACACAGUUACAGCAGAAGGGCAUUGAGAUGAGCAGCUCCAACCUUGGCAUGAUCAUCACAGGUGUUGAUACUAUGGCCAGCUAUGAGGAGGUUUUGCACUUGAUACGCUACAGAAACUGGCACACUGUCUCUCUGUUUGACCGAAAGUUCAAGUUGGUCUGUUCUGAGCUUAAUGGUCGCUAUGUCAGCAAUGAAUUUAAAGUGGAGGUGAAUGUUAUCCAUACAGCUAAUCCAGUUGAACAUGCAAAUCAUAUAGCUAUGCAACCACAGUUUGUUCAUCCAGUGCAUCAUUCGUUUGUUGACCUCUCUGGUCACAACCUAGCUAAUCCCCACCCCUUUUCAGUUGUUCCAAGUACUGCUACUGUUGUCAUUGUCGUGUGUGUCAGUUUCCUGGUUUUCAUGAUUAUUCUGGGUGUGUUCCGAAUCCGAGCUGCGCACCAGAGAACAAUGCGUGACCAGGAUACUGGAAAGGAAAAUGAGAUGGAUUGGGAUGACUCGGCCUUGACCAUUACUGUGAAUCCUAUGGAGACCUAUGAAGACCAGCACAGCAGUGAGGAGGAGGAAGAGGAAGAAGAAAGCGAAGAUGGAGAGGAAGAAGAUGAUAUCACUAGUGCAGAGUCUGAAAGCAGUGAGGAAGAGGAAGGGGAGCAGGAAGAGGACCAACAGAAUGUUAACAGACAGCAACAGCUGGAAUGGGAUGACUCUACACUCAGCUAUUGAUUCCAGCUGUUCCCUUUGUUGUUUUGUUUCUGCUCUAGAAGACUUCACUGUAAUCCUCUCCAUUGUUCCCAAGGAUCCAUGGUGUAAAAAAGUCAUUUUGGCCAGUAGAGCCAACCAACACCCAUCCCAAUAUUUGUGUUAUAUGGGCUAGUUCCUAAUGCUGUCUCUAGAACUGUAGUUAGUACCUUUCCUCCCUCACCCAUCCCUCAGUGACUGGAUUUUUUACACUAUGUGAGGAACCACCUUGCACUUUUUUCUUCAUGUCAUCUCAGCUAAGUGACUCUACAGAUGUGUAGCCAUUGCACGUGAGUUUCUGGACACUUUUUUUUCCUGGUGAAACAACUUUGGCUUGAUUCAUCUUAUUCUUUCUGAAUGAUGCAAAGGUCACUUGUUGACAAAGGGUAAAGUUGCUUAUUUCAGCUUGGUGAAUUUUUUUCCCCAAACUAGUGCAUGUGUAAAGUGGAAGAAUGAGGUUAAUAUGUAGAAGAUUGACUUUUUUUGAAUAUUUUGUAAAUAUAUUGAAUUAUGUCAUUUGUGGUAGUGAAAACAGGGACUGGGGUUUAAAACACGCUAAGGUAAAAAUCAUGAAGCAUGAAAUAAUACAAGUCGCAUAACUAUUGCAGCAGGAGCACAGGCGCAGUUAUCUAGUGUAGAUGUAUUAAUAAUGCAGUGUCAUUGGCCGCGACUGCUGUGUUCACUCAAGCCCUGCUGUUCUUCUCUUCCCCUCCUCCCCACUUUGUUUUUAUGGAGAGAACAGACAAGCUUGCAACUGUAAAGGUUUUUCAGAAUUUCUGCAGAGGUUCAACUGCACUGCCUAGUAGAGUUUAAGUCUUGAUCCUUCACUUAUUUCAGUGUAAGGAUUACUAAAUUGAGAGAGAGAAACACUGCCUGGAUCUAGAGCAAGUAAGUGUACUAUUGAUAUUCUGAGUGUUCUCACCAGAGCCUCUGUUAAUUGGAGUGGGGCUGGUUGUAGUCCAAGGCUGAUGCGUGCUGGUCACAUGGCUGGCAGGGCAAGUUGUUCAGUUGUUUGUAAUAACAGUAACUGAAGCUGAAAAGCCGGAGACCUGUAUACACCUGUGCCUUGGCUACCAGUCUAGAGAGGGAUUUUAUUUUUUGGAUUGUGAACUUUUUCUAAUUUAGGGCAUGGGUGGGCAUCAUUCCUAUUCAACACAGUCCUGCUUAGUCCCUGUAGCUCCUUGUACAGUAAUCUAGACUGUUGGUGUAUUUAAACCUUUUGUUUACACUUAGUAAAUCUGUUUUCCUGCUGAUGAAAUUAUGGCAUAUAUUAUCCAACCAGAGAACCUUGUCAAUUGAGUUAAGAUUAUUGUUCCAAGACAUAGCAGGCUGAUUUUCUGAUCAAAGACCUUUAACUUGGAAGUGCAAAGGACUACUUCAAGGAAUGGCUGAAAGGUACGAAAAGUAAGUUAUGACCCCGUGGUGGUGAGUGCUAGAUUUUUCGUAAGGCAGGUCUUCUUCUCUAUUUAACACUUUUGGUCCUAUUCAGAGCUGUGUCUUAUGCAUAGCUGCUUAUUCAAUUUGACAUUUGGAGGUGGGUUAAAAGGUAACUUGAUUUACUUGCAAUGUGAAAUUAGAACUCCAUUCACUCAUUAUGGUAGCAGAGUUCCAGAUUUUGAUAUUGCAUGUAAUCUGUUUUAAAUUGGUGUAUACCACCAGUAAACAGGUUAGUGGCUCAACUUCCAUACCAGUAGUGGGAAAUGUUGAAUAGUUUCCAGUUGUUCCUUGAGCAGGUAUAAGGGGGGGGGGGGGGGUAGGGGGAGAAAGGCAGACAGCAGAGGGUGUGAACAGCUGAAGGAAAAGUAGUAGACCCAGCUAUUUCUAUAUCUUUUCAGAACAGACCUAUUCUUACCUACUACACAUCUUGCCUCCCAGUGUGUGAAACAGGACCUAGGUGUGGGUUUAUCUGGGGUAAAGCUUGACUCUGGAGUGCCUUUUACAAUAAUGGACCUGAAAGCAGGGGAGAGAACCCACACAAUCUUACUGUUUUUUAAUGUAAAAUUUUAGAUUUCUAAAAUGGGGAUAUGGGUUUGACUACUUUUAUGUGGUAACAUAACUGCUAGUUUUAAGUAAACUGGGGAACUUUUAACUUAUGUCUGACAGUUGUCCUGUGUUAAUGUCAAUGUGUAGAAUUAUUCUUCCAUAUACUGUAGCUGCUGUAUUUUAGACUAAAACUGAUCAUGAUUGAAUGCUAAUGCUGAAAGGCUGUAAACUUUCUGAUGCGGUUUGUAGCCAGUGUGGAUGUAACUUUUCAGAUCUGUAUAUUGGUAAUAAGUCAGUUUGAAAAGUCCUAAGCUACAAUAAAUUUCUGGUUCUGAAA